This is a messenger RNA of Saccostrea echinata, 1842 nucleotides long. Its product is annotated as protein GPR107-like. NCBI's taxonomy places the organism in Eukaryota, Metazoa, Mollusca, Bivalvia, Ostreida, Ostreidae. The coding region runs from base 26 to 1828 and encodes 600 amino acids. Gene Ontology annotation, cellular component: membrane; Golgi apparatus. The record is from RefSeq and is a predicted model, not a curated record. Gene Ontology annotation, biological process: transport. The transcript is spliced from 16 exons.
UGAGACUUACGGAGUGAUCGCCAACAUGGAAGUCGGAGUAGCAAGAAACAGUCGGAAUCAGAAGACACUAAUGACAAGACUGUUAAUAUUUUCAUGUGUCUUUUAUAUGGCGUCAGGAAGAAUACACAAAUUAAGCCUUAAGAAUGAUGAUAGAGGAGUUGUAAGGCUAAGUACAUUUGGAUUUUUAAAAGAGGGAGCUCUACAAGUUAACAUCACCCAGUUUAGAUAUAAUUUAAAUGGAGUAAAUAUGACAGACAAUGGGAAAAUGGUGGAUGCAAUGUUUGGCUUUACUCUAGAUAAAAGUGAUAGCAGUGGAAUUGCUUCCUAUUUGGAGGAUAAUCAAGGGAAGAACUGUAUACUCUCUUUAAACAACCCAGCCAGCAUAUUCAAAGAGAAGACCAUGUCCAUCAUCUUUUUCAGGAUAAAAUUUUCUAGCAAGCAAAUGGAAAUUCAGAAAUAUGGAAAAGAUAUUAAAAAGCUGGAAGUCUCUGAAAAGGCUCGUAUGAAAACUGGAAGACAAACUAUAACUAAAGGAAACACAGGUAAAGUUUUCAGUGACACUUCAAUGAUGCGCAAGCCACCACCGUCAAAAUUCACUCCACCACCCCCAAAAGGUGUACAAGUUUCUGUGACAAAGUCUGACCAGAAGAGGAGUCGUCAGCGUAGAGAAGGAGAACCUUCCCCUAAAGUAGUACCACCUCAAACUACCACUCGUAAACCAGAUCCCCUGCACCCAGAACCAAUUCCUAUUCGAGGGAAUCUUAAAAAUGGACACUCUGUAUUUUUUGGAAUCAAUGUAAAAUCUGACCAAGAGGAAGGACUGUACAAUCUCUACUUUCACAAUUGCUUUCAGUAUGAAAAAGGUGUCCAUGCAACUUUUGAAAUGCAGAUUGAUAUAGAGGAGACGAAUGAUGGAAACUACUUGUCUGCAGGGGAAAUUCCUAUCCCUGCCCUCUUCUUUGUCCUGUCUGCCUUGUUUUUCAUCGCUGGCAUUGUAUGGAUGGUGAUUCUACGUCGUGUUAAGGAUGAUGUGUACACGAUGCAUUAUUUAAUGUUUGCUGUGGUAAUGGUGAAGGCACUCUCAAAUCUCUUUAAUGCUGUCAACAUGCACUUUAUUGCAGUGGAAGGCAUGCACGAGGAAGCUUGGGCUGUAUUAUACUACAUUGUAUACCUAUCUCGAGGAGCUUUAUUGUUUGUCACUAUUUUACUGAUUGGUACAGGAUGGACUUUUGUAAAACAUGUCUUUUCAGACAAAGAAAAGAAACUGUUUCUGAUUGUUAUCCCUUUACAGAUUCUGGACAACAUUGCCUACAUUAUUAUUGAGGAAAGUGAGGAGGGCCAGUCUGAGUAUGCUAUAUGGCAAGAGAUCUUUAUUUUGGUGGAUCUACUCUGUUGUGGAGCCAUUCUCUUCCCUGUUGUAUGGUCAAUGAGACAUUUACGACAGUCCACAAGAACAGAUGGAAAAGCUGCACUUAGUUUACAAAAACUAGCCCUCUUCAGGCAUUUCUAUAUCAUGAUUGUGUGUUAUAUCUACUUUACAAGAUUUAUAGUUUACCUAGUAAAGAUAACUGUGCCCUUCCAAUACGAGUGGCUAGAUGAACUCUUUAAGGAACUUGCCACAUUAGUGUUCUUCAUCAUCACUGGAUACAAAUUCCAGCCUGCUCCAGAUAAUCCAUACCUCCAGGUGCCUACAGAGGAGGAAGAUGAAGAGGUAGAGAUGGAUGAGGUAAUUACCAAAUCAGGUGCCAUGGAAACAAUCACUCAUGUCAACAAGGGGUCAUCUAGUGGAGGCCUGAAACAAAGGGAAAGCAGUCAUGAGUAUGAUUGAAAAAUACUGAGGAA